UUCCAUACGGACCCUCGUUCCUUCUCGCUUUCUCGGGAGCAAAACGUCGGACACCGGCGGCCUCUUUCGCCGCCUCCAUGAGAAAACCCCACAAGCUUCUGCCCAACUACCUUCUCCUCUACCGACACACCAGGCCCUACACCUCAACCGCGGCCAACCCCGUCCCGGCCGCCUCCGCCGUCCUCCGUGACCUCGAUCUCCUGGACGCCGGCGAGCUCGCUCCGACCCCGCGCGUUUACCACACGUUCAUAACCGCCUGCGCGCAAUCCAAGAACCUCGAGGAUGCCAGGAAGGUCCACGCGCACCUGGCCAGCUCCCGGUUCGCCGGCGACGCCUUCCUCGACAACUCCCUCAUCCACCUCUACUGCAAGUGCGGCAGCGUGCUGGAAGCGCGGAAGGUGUUCGACGAAAUGCGGAGGAAAGACAUGGUUUCCUGGACCUCGCUCAUUGCCGGGUACGCGCAGAACGACAUGCCGGAGGAGGCCAUAGGGCUGCUCCCUGGCAUGCUGAAGGGGCGGUUCAAGCCAAACGGGUUCACGUUCGCCAGCCUCCUCAAGGCCGCCGGUGCUCAUGCUGACUGUGGCAUCGGGAGGCAGAUCCAUGCUCUCGCUGUGAAGUGUGAUUGGCAUGAGGACGUCUAUGUCGGGAGCGCGCUCCUCGACAUGUAUGCCCGGUGUGGGAUGAUGGACAUGGCCACCGCAGUGUUUGACAAACUUGACUCCAAGAAUGGGGUUUCCUGGAACGCACUGAUUUCUGGGUUUGCAAGGAAGGGUGAUGGAGAGACUGCUCUGAUGACCUUUGCGGAGAUGCUGAGGAACGGGUUUGAGGCGACACAUUUUACGUACUCCAGCGUCUUCAGUUCUAUCGCUCGUUUAGGUGCACUUGAGCAGGGGAAGUGGGUACAUGCACAUAUGAUUAAGUCUCGGCAGAAAAUGACUGCAUUUGCUGGAAACACAUUGCUUGACAUGUAUGCAAAAUCAGGGAGCAUGAUCGAUGCUAGAAAGGUGUUUGACCGUGUGGAUGAUAAGGAUCUAGUUACUUGGAACACAAUGCUCACAGCAUUUGCACAAUAUGGACUGGGGAAGGAAGCAGUCUCCCAUUUUGAGGAGAUGAGGAAAUCUGGCAUUUACCUGAAUCAGGUCACCUUCCUUUGCAUUUUGACUGCCUGUAGCCAUGGAGGACUGGUGAAGGAGGGCAAGCGCUACUUUGAAAUGAUGAAGGAGUACGAUUUAGAACCGGAGAUUGAUCAUUUUGUUACGGUUGUUGCUCUUCUUGGCCGAGCUGGUUUACUAAAUUUUGCUCUGGUCUUUAUAUUUAAAAUGCCCAUUGAGCCAACUGCUGCAGUUUGGGGAGCCUUGCUUGCGGCUUGCAGAAUGCAUAAGAAUGCUAAAGUAGGACAAUUUGCAGCUGAUCAUGUCUUUGAACUUGACCCAGAUGAUAGUGGUCCACCUGUCUUGUUGUAUAACAUAUACGCAUCCAUGGGCCAAUGGGAUGCUGCUGCUAGAGUGAGGAGGAUUAUGAAGACAACUGGUGUGAAGAAGGAACCUGCAUGCAGUUGGGUUGAGAUGGAGAAUUCUGUGCACAUGUUUGUGGCAAAUGAUGAUACCCAUCCACGAGCAGAAGAGAUAUAUAAGAUGUGGGGUCAGAUAAGCAAGAAGAUUAGGAAAGAAGGAUAUGUCCCUGAUAUGGCUUAUGUGCUUCUGCGUGUGGAUGAUCAAGAGAGGGAGGCAAACUUACAGUACCACAGCGAGAAGCUCGCGCUUGCAUUUGCGCUGAUCGAAAUGCCUGCGGGGGCAACAAUUCGUAUCAUGAAGAAUAUUAGGAUAUGUGGGGAUUGCCACUCUGCAUUCAAAUACAUCUCCAAAGUUUUUGGAAGGGAGAUUGUUGUGAGGGACACAAAUAGAUUUCACCAUUUCAGUAAUGGAUCUUGUUCCUGUGCAGAUUACUGGUGAUUCUGCCAAGAUUUGGUGCGUUUAUGAAUCUACAAGGCCAUGGGUUGAUUCAGUAACAGCCAACAAGAACCUUUCUAUGGACUUAUGAUAAAGGCAAAACCAUUUCUGCUCGAUUCUAUCUGUCAACGGAGCAAACAGCAUGCUGUGGCCCUCAAGACCAUUCGACAUCCUUCAUGCGGGAUGGACCCCAGAAGACAUGUGCUUUCAUCCCUGCAGCACAAUCACUAAAAUUUGGCGGGUUGAGAAAGCAGGAUCAUUGUCUGUGUGUGGCUUAUGGGUUCCUGAGAGGAAAGUAGGCCUGCAUUUGGAGGCGCGAUCUCCGACUGGAAACACACUGCAAUCCACAACUUGAAACACACUUCAGGUGGCUUUCUUAGUUUCUUUCAGGUAAAAGUUUCCAACAACCUAUCCUGCUCAUACGUGCUAAUGAAUGACAGUCUGCUGAUUUCCAUAAGGAAAAGCAUUCCCGCCAGCGCGCCGGCCGAAUCGAUCUGUCAGUCGCACACGAGUCAUGCGAUCCGCGUGGAUCUAGCGGCCGCGUUGCCUCGCAUAAUAUGACAAAUCGCCUGGGCCCGUCACCAAUUGUUUUCCCUUUCUUUAGGAGUGCCUAGAACUCAUCUAUAUAAGAUAUAAUUUGGUCUCAUUCAUCUAAAAACAAAACCAGAUAUAAAGUAGUAGUACAACUCAUGUCAACAUACACACAUCUUAUAGUCACAUCCAAUGGCUAUAAAAGGUGAGUGAGACAUAACUAAAACUCAGCUAGAUGAAUUUUAGCAAAACCGUAUUUCUUUUCUCUCA
Molecule: messenger RNA, 2750 nt
Organism: Hordeum vulgare subsp. vulgare (domesticated barley)
Lineage: Eukaryota; Viridiplantae; Streptophyta; Magnoliopsida; Poales; Poaceae
Product: pentatricopeptide repeat-containing protein At3g24000, mitochondrial
Exons: 1
Coding region: 78-1952 (624 amino acids)
Biological process (GO): RNA modification
Molecular function (GO): protein binding; RNA binding; zinc ion binding
Source: RefSeq, a predicted model, not a curated record